CCACUACUAGCCGAGGACGAAUAGUUUAUAAAGUUUAGAGAGAGAAAAACAUAGUGUUUAGAGAGAGAAAGUUUGGGAACGAAGGAGCACGAAGACGAACCAAAGAACCUUAUUUUACUCGACAAAUACAUACGUAUUUACGUCUAUAUAGGCAGUUGUUGUCUGUAGAAGCAAGGGGCAUAUCGUAGGAGAUUCAAAUGGCUUCACAUGUUCCAGGGAAAAUAUCUUUUUCUUUGAAUUGACGUAUUUUUCAUCAAAGAAAAACCCUAGAACCAGGGAGAAGCCUUCAGGCUUGACGCAUUGCUAACCUUACCUGCAAUUCCGGCACAAUUGAGGAAUUUGAUCGAGGCUUGUACUGAUGGAGGGAAAGACCCUGUAGCUUUUAAGGUGGGAAUGCAUGGAUGUGGUGCGGAAUCUGAUCCCAUAGCCAAUGCCGAGGUUGAUCCCAUGGGAGGAGUUUUUGAAGGUGGAGUUGGUAUUGGUAACAACACUUCUCUGCAGAGAUCUGCAAUCGAAGAGGUUCAAAAUGAGCUUAGGCAGGAGUAUGAUUUCCUAGAGGAAAAGAGAAGAGAGUUAGAAUUUCUUGCGAAAGGUGGUGAUCCACUGGAUUUCAAAUUUGGGAAUGCUACUUCACUUAGCGUUCAAUCCACUUCUCUGACAGAUCAACAUCCAGAUCAGUUCGUGACCAGUGAAGCAAAAGGUAGUUUUGCAAUUACUGCUUCACCUCAUGGAGACUCGGUUGAAAGUAGUGGUCGACUUGGGGCUCCUCAACUUUGUGAACCCAACAGUGCUGACAAUCUCAUGCUAUUUGAUGGUGAAAAUGAAUUCAUUGAAGGUGAUAGGUCCUGUAGACACCCCAGUAGGAGCAAUCUUACUCCGUCAGAGCAGUCAUCUAAGUUGGAUAGAAGUCGAAAUGCAAAAGAAUUGGGUGUUUCUGCUGCUUUCGGCGUCCCUAGAAAAGCUUACAGGCGAAGACACAGGCCCCGGCCUAAUGGAGAUGGCACUAGAUCAAGUUCCACUGAUAUAAUUCUAGCUCGUGGUGGUCAUGGCACAUCUUUGCCUUCACAACAUUCUUCUAAAGAUGUAAAAGGACUGGUUUCAGAUGGUGAAAAUUCUAAAGACCAGAACUCUACUUUGAACAUUGCAUUGCCUUCUAUUUCAAAUGGUUUUAUGCCUGUGGAAACUCCGCCAUCUUAUAAUCAGCUGGAUUCUGAAAUAUAUGGCGUUAAAGCUGCAGAGGUAGCUACUUACUUGAAGAAUGAGGAUCUGGCGUAUAGCAUUCCUGAAGCUAGUGCUUCCAGAGGUCUGCUGGAUAACCAACAUGAUCAGAACUCAGUCACUGGUGUUGAGAAAAUGUCUAUUCAGGAAGGUCCUGAAAAGCCUCAAUCAUCACUGGGAAAAGAAGGGGUAGGUUCUGCUGGCCAGGAAGGUCACUUGUGUACAGCUGCAGCAGAGCUUGAGAAUCAAGCUAGUUCCAGCCAUUUAAAUGGGUUAAGUUAUGGAAAGAGUGACCAGAAAAGCAUACCAAUUGAUGCUCAAAGCAGUAGUGCAGCAUUGGGCACAAAAGGUCUAGAUUCAGAAUCUUCUUGCACUCGGGCUAUCCAUAGUCUAGAUCAAAAUACUAAUAAUGAGAUGUUUACCAAUCCAACAAACUCAGACUCCAAUGGUGACUUGAAGGAACAACUGUCGGUGCCAGAGGGAACACCAGUUAUAGGAAGCAAUCUUAAAGAACAGAAAGAGGUGAAAGCUGAUGACAGUUGUGGUUUCACUAAUGAGAUAUGCAAUUCUGGUGCCAAAAAUCAUCAGAGUGAUUUUAUAGAUACAUCACAGGAAGAAUUUGCUGGCAGUAAAUCUAAUUUGCAGAGUGAGGUAAAAGAUAAAAUUACCACCCAAGUGGAAGCAGUUGGCCCAUCUUCAUCAGAAACUGAGAGGAAACCCAGUACAAACACAAGUGAUAGUUCCAACUCCCAAAAAGGAUAUGCUUGUAUUGUUGGCUGUCAGAGUUCAAUUGAGUCCAGAAUACCUGAGCCAUCCCAGCAUGUAUCACCACAUGGAGUUUUAAAUCCUUCCCCCGAGGCACAAGCACCUGGGAUCAACCUUAAACUUGCUACCAGGGAUGAUGAAGAUUCAAUCUUGAAAGAGGCACAAAUUAUAGAGGCGAAACGUAAAAGAAUUGCAGAGUUAUCUGCUGUGGCCUUUCCACUGGAGAAUCGGCGGAAAUCUCACUGGGAUUAUGUACUUGAGGAAAUGGUUUGGCUGGCGAAUGAUUUUGCACAGGAACGUCUUUGGAAAAUGACUGCAGCGACUCAAUUGUGCCAUAGAGUUGCUUUUACUGCACGGUUACGAUUCCAAGAACAAAAUAGCAGUUGCAAGCUAAAAAAAGUAGCUCAUAUUAUGACCAAAGCCGUCAUGGGUUUCUGGCAAUCGAUUGAGGGGAAAAACAAACAACUGGAGCUACCAAUUUCUAGAAAGGAUCAUGCUCUUGCUAUUAGGGAAUAUGCCAUGAGAUUUCUGAAAUACAAUGACUCUAAUGUUCGACAAAGCCUUGCUGAAGCUCCGGUUACUCCAGAGAGGGUGUCUGAUGGUGGAAUCGUGGAUGUGCCUUGGGAGGAUCAUUUGGAAGAAGAGAACCUCUUCUAUGCUGUCUCAUUUGGAGCAAUGGAUGCCUACAGAAAGUCUAUAGAAUCUCAUGUGCUGCACCGUGAGAAAACUGUUAGUAGCAUGCAUGAAGAGGUGGAGACAUUGGCAUACGAUACCAUUCCAGACUAUGCAUUUGAAGAGGAUGAAGGAGAGACAAGUCCAUAUGAUACAUCAGUUGCCAUUGAAUGUAACAAAUCAUCAAGAUUUUCCCAGAAGAAAAGGAAGAUCCACAUAAAGACGUAUAGUGGAAGAUCAUAUGGUGUUCGCACUGAUGUACCAUUUACACAGCGCGGGGAAUACAAACUUGGUACUCAUCAAUCUAUGCAACUGGGAAAAAGGCCAUCUAGCAAUCUUAAUGCAUCUAUUCCAACAAAGCGUAUGCGUACUGCUUCUAGGCAAAGAGUUCUUAGUCCUUACAGUGCUACGACAUCUGGAUGUGCUCAGUUGCCAAUCAAAACUGAUGCUUCAAGUGGCGAUACCAGUUCAUUUCAGGAUGAUCAGAGUACUUUGCAUGGAGGAUCACAUAUGCCUAAUAGUUUGGAAGUUGAGUCAGUGGGAGAUUUCGAGAAGCAUUUACCAUUUGAUUCGGCUGAAGUUUCAAAACCUAAAAAGAAGAAAAAAGUGAAGAUUCUGGGUUCCACAUAUGAACACCGAUGGCAGGUUGAUUCUAAUUUUCAAAACGAGCAGCGGGAUUCUUCCAGAAAGAGAUUGGAGGGCCAUCAACUUGAUUCUAAUGGUAGUAAUGGUUUAUUCGGUCAACAUGUUGCAAAGAAGCCAAAGAUGAUGAGGCAAUCACUUGAGAAUUCUUUUGAAAAUGUUGGUCCUGUUGGUGGAUUUGUUCCAUCUCCAGCAGCUUCCCAGAUGAGUAACAUGUCCAACCCAAAUAAACUUAUGAGAAUGCUUAGUGGUAGGGAUCAGGGAAGGAGAGCCAAAACUUUGAAGAUGUCUGCUGGACAAGCAGGUUCGGGAAGUCCAUGGUCACUAUUUGAGGACCAGGCACUCGUUGUCCUAGUGCAUGACCUGGGUCCAAAUUGGGAGCUUGUAAGUGAUGCUUUCAACAGUACUUUACAAUUCAAGUGUAUCUACCGCAAACCAAAGGAAUGCAAAGAACAACACAAAAUACUGAUGGACAGAAGUAGUGGUGAUGGUGCUGAUAGUGCUGAUGAUUCAGGAUCAUCUCAACCCUAUCCUUCAACAUUACCUGGCAUUCCCAAGGGAAGUGCCAGACAACUGUUUCAGCGUUUGCAGGGGCCAAUGGAAGAGGAUACACUUAGAUCUCAUUUUGAGAAAAUGAUCUUGAUCGGGCAGAAAUAUCUUUUACGAAAGAAUCAGGGUUAUAAACAUGACCCAAGACAACUCCAGCAGCCACAUGAUUCUCACACACAUGCUCUUUCCCAAAUUUCUCCAAAUAAUCUGAGCGGAGGCCCUAUUCUUACACCUUUGGACCUAUUUGAUGAUGCACCCUUGCCUAGUCCAGACUAUCUUUCUGUUGGAUGCCAAGGUCCGCGUCCAAGUGGAUUAUCUAUUCCAAGUCAGUGUGCAUUGAACUCAGUGCUUCCAGUGUCUUGUGCAAACUCGGCAGUCCAGGGUUCCUCCAGUAUGAUUGGUGGAAACAACUUUCAGUCAUCAUCAAGUUCCCUCAAUGCAUCUGUUAGGGAAGCUAGAUAUGUUGUUCCUAGAUCUGCAUCUCUUCCAGUUGAUGAACAUCAGCGAUUGCAGCAGUAUAAUCAAAUGAGAAAUAUGCAAUCCAAUAUGUCUGCUCCUGGAGUUCUUGCAACCACUGAUCGUGGUGGUGUUCCUACCCUUUCCAGUGGCAACAGCACGGGCAUGAUGGGUGGGAUUAAUAGAGGUAUUCCAAUGGCAAGGCCUGGGUUUCAGGGAGCUGCAUCACCGUCUAUGUUGAAUUCUGGAAGCAUGCUUUCCCCUGGGAUGGUAGCACUGCCAAAUGCUGUGAAUAUGCAUUCUGGAGUGAGCUCUAAUCAGGUGAACUCAAUGAUGAGAUCUCGUGAUGGUUUGCGUAUGAUGCGGCCACCGCAGAAUCAGGAAGCUCAGAGGCAAAUGAUGGUUCCUGAUCCUCAGCUGCAGGCCUCUCAGGGAAGCAGCCAAGUGGUUCCUCCAUUUGGUGGGUUAAGUUGCUCUUUUCCCAACCAGUCUGCCUCUCCCGUCAAUCCAUAUCCACUUCAUCAUCAGCAAUCACAUCCUAUGUCUUCACAGCAGCCACUUAUGCUUAGCCCUCAUCACCCUCAUCUUCAAGGGGCUAACCAUGCCACCAACUCACAGCAACAAGCUUAUGCAAUUCGAUUAGCUAAAGAGAGGCACUUGCAGCAGCGACGGUUGCAACAACAACAAUUUUCCCAUUCACAGCCCCUACUUCCUAUUUCAUCUUCUUUGCAAAAUAGUCCCAAGACCACAUCACAAUCUUCUUCUCUGCCAGUAUCAGUUUCUCCUUUGACAUCCCCCACGUCAAUGACGCCAAUGCCUCAACCGCACGAAUUGCCAGCUCAUGGGCAUGCACGGACUGCUCAAACUGAAGGGAGCAGUCUGACUACUCAGAUGAGCAAGCAAAGACCACGUCAGACAGGGCGGCAGCAGCUUCUACCAGCAGGCAGGCACCAUCCUCCACAGCGGCAGCAAUCACAAUCACAACAACAAGCUAAAUUAUUUAAGGGAGUUGGCAGAGGGAACAUGGUGAUGCACCAGAACUUGCAGGUAGAUCCCUCUCUAAUGAAUGAGAUUUCUAGCAAUCAGGCGAAUCAAUCUGCUGAGAAAGGUGAGCAAGCUACUGGCUUGAUGCAAGGUCAUGGACUGUAUUCUGGGUCAGCACAGAGUUCUGUCCAGCUUGUGAAGCAAGCUAUGGCACCUCAUUCUUCAAGUCAGUUGCAGCAGCCUCAGCCUAAGAUUUACUCUGGCCAACCAGCUCCAUCUACUAAGCAUCUUCAGCAGGACAUGCCUUCUAAUCCGGGUAAUAGCAAUCAAAGUCCUGCCUCAUUGGCUGCCUCUGAUACCAAUUCAUCUCAGCAAUCUGUUCCAUCCUCAGUCUUGGGUUCUUCCAAUCACCAAGCAUUGGUGCAUCAACAGACACAGGUGCAGUCACAGCCAAAAUUGAUUAAUCAAAAACAAGCAACUGUACAACGAAUUUUGCAGCAGAACCAUGUAGUAAAUUCAGAUCCAUCCAAGAAGUUGCAAGCUGGUGAAUCUCAAGCGGAACAACGUUCUCUGUGCAAAACUUCUCAGAUAGGUGUAAUCACCUCAAUGCCUCAGGAGUGCAACAAUGCAACUAAUGUCGCAGAUGUUUCAACCCUGAGCACUAAUCAGUGGAAGGGUACAGAAUCAUUAUUUGAUUCAAUAGGGACUCCCCCAACAAAUUCUGCUGGCAUUGAGUCAGUGCCUCAAGUCAGCCGAGGGGUAAGCCAAAGACGAUCUUCAGGCAACUUGUCUCCAACAGGGCCUGAUAUUAGUGUCAACUGGCUGCAAAAAUCCUCCCAAUUGCAGCCUUCUUCCCCAGUGACCCAGCCACAGUUACAGCAGCAACAGCAGCAGCAGCAGCAGCAGCUAUCACCAUUGCAACAUUCACAACAGACGCAGGUUCUGCAAGCAGGGAAUAGCAGUUCGUUUGCUAGACCCAAUGACUGUAGACUGGAUUGAACCACCCUCAACAGAUGAUGGAUAAUUCCUUGGGUGGCUAAUCAGUCCCUGAAUGGGCAGCAUGCCUGGGAAACAGCGUUGUACAGAUGAAGCUAGUUAUCCCCGAGGGCAUCACUUUAUGUCAAGUUGGUGAAUUUUCAAGGUUUAGCAAUACUAGAUGGAUGGCUGCUAAAAUUUUUGUGGUUCUGUAUAUUAUUGUUGCCCUAGAGCCUCAGGAAGGUAGGGACAGAUAUAGAGGUACAUGUACAGGGUUUCACUUUAUCCCUUUUUUUUUGUCCUUAUAAAUGUUACUUCUUUCAUUUUCGUAAAGCCCCUUGCUCCACCUGCUCACCCAGGGGUUUCUAUUUGAUUUUUCUCCCGUAGAUCAUCCCAUGUAUUCAAGGGGUAGUUAUCAUUUUUAUGGCCAAAGGCUGUGGGAAAUUUUGUGAAUAUUAGUUUUCUGUAUACUCCCUAUUUGUCAGAACAGUCACCAUACAUGACUGCACCUUCCUAGUAUCCUCCCUGAUUCUUGUAAAUUGUUCCUGUUUGCAUCUUGCAAAUCUUUAAUGAGAUUUACUUGCUGCUGUGUUGCUUUUGAAUCAUA
Solanum dulcamara is the source of this 6868-nucleotide messenger RNA. RefSeq names its product chromatin modification-related protein EAF1 B-like. Lineage: Eukaryota; Viridiplantae; Streptophyta; Magnoliopsida; Solanales; Solanaceae. The record is from RefSeq and is a predicted model, not a curated record. Gene Ontology annotation, cellular component: NuA4 histone acetyltransferase complex. Bases 394 to 6285 code for a protein of 1963 amino acids. The transcript is spliced from 23 exons.